GUAUCGGAUAAUUAUACAUUGAAAAUAUUCUCAGCUUCCGUUUUUUUCUUUGUUUCUAUAUUACUCGAGGCUGCGAGAGGCAGCGUGUAUCUAACUACGUUCUUGCUCACCUAACCUCCCUCAUAACUCCUUUCCUCUCUAAUUUCUUCGCCUUGUCGGUCCCUCUCUCUCUCUCUCUCUCUCUAAAACCUUCAAAGUUCCAACCUUUUCAAUCCCUAAAAGAUUUCUCGUUUUCUUACAUUUUUCUUACUCAAACACAAUUUUGUGGGGUCCAGCGCCAGCCACCAUUUUCAUCGACCCUGACAAUGUGCUUACUGGGUUUCAUCCAACAAACCCCCCACCAACUUCCUCCUCUCUCAUGAGCCCAGGUUCUUCUCAAAGAUUCGGUCUUUUCGCAAAUUUGCAUUUCUGGGUUCAGUGGAAAUUUCAGCUGAUUGAUUGAUUGAUGGCUGCCAAGGCUGCAUCCAUCUGGGUUUAUGCUAAAACCCCUUAUUCUCAUCAGGGUGUCUCAGAUUUGGGCACGAACCGCCCCGGGUUGGCUUUGAAUUCGAAUUCCCGCAAAUGGGAAUGUUCUUGUUUGGCCUUUGCUUCCGCCCAGAGAGCUAUCACUCCGGUGGAAGAUGAAAAACUGAGCCUCGGUGGCGCUGCUGAGUCUUCCGGUGCAAUGGAACGGAUAGAGGACAAUGAGACCAGGGGGUUCCACAAGGAUUUGAACCUUCUUCCUAAACCAUUGACAGCAAAUGACCUUUCUUCUCCUGGUAAUGGUUCACAAGUGAGAGUUGCUUAUCAGGGGUUACCAGGGGCAUAUAGUGAGGCUGCUGCAUUAAAAGCUUAUCCGAAGUGUGAGACCGUCCCAUGUGACCAGUUUGAAGCUGCAUUCAAGGCAGUUGAACUUUGGUUAGUGGAUAAAGCAGUUCUUCCAAUUGAGAAUUCUGUUGGCGGAAGCAUCCACCGUAAUUAUGACUUACUACUUCGCCAUAGACUGCACAUAGUUGGAGAGGUACAAUUGCAAGUGAACCAUUGUCUCUUGGGGUUGCCUGGUGUAAGAAAAGAGGAAGUAAAACGUGUUUUAAGCCAUCCUCAGGCCCUUGCUCAAUGUGAGAUGACACUAAGCAGUUUGGGUAUCGUCAGAAUCAAUGCCGAUGACACUGCUCUGGCUGCACAGAUGGUGGCCUCAACUGGCCUACGGAAUACUGGUGCUGUUGCAAGUGCUCGAGCUGCAAAAAUUUAUGGGCUUGAAAUUCUUGCAGAAAAAAUUCAAGAUGAUGACGAUAAUAUCACUCGCUUUUUGAUACUUGCAAGAGAACCGAUAAUUCCAGGGACUGACCGGUCAUAUAAGACAAGCGUUGUUUUCACUCUUGAAGAAGGUCCUGGUGUACUAUUUAAAGCCUUGGCAGUAUUUGCUCUUAGGGGCAUUAACUUGACAAAGAUAGAGAGUCGCCCACAGAAGCAACGUCCACUAAGGGUUGUGGAUGAUUCAAAUGAAGGGAGUGCCAAGUAUUUCGACUACCUCUUUUACAUUGACUUUGAAGCUUCUAUGGCAGAGCCCCGUGCCCAAUAUGCUUUGGGACAUCUGCAGGAAUUUGCAAGAUUUCUUCGUGUCCUUGGUAGCUACCCAAUGGACACGAUUCCAUAGAAGGCAGUUGUUUCUUGGGCUCAAUUUCGUAAUGUUAUUGGUUUCCAGACAUGCAAACACAGUUCAACCGUCAAUGUUGUAUAUAUCUGGGCGCUGAAGCUGCAUACAAAGAUCAAGCUUCAAAUGAGGAGAAUUCCUCGCAAAACUUCAUUUUUCUUUCCUUUUCGACUCUAUAUCAUUCUUUAUUUCCUCCGAACGGGGGUUUUUACUGUUUCAGAACUGUGGUGAUAUCUUGAUACAACACCAAUCUGUAAACAAUACCGCAGGAUUCAUGAAAGACAGUUUGUGAUGCUUUC
Messenger RNA from Pyrus x bretschneideri (Chinese white pear), 1932 nucleotides. RefSeq names its product arogenate dehydratase/prephenate dehydratase 1, chloroplastic. Lineage: Eukaryota; Viridiplantae; Streptophyta; Magnoliopsida; Rosales; Rosaceae. The transcript is spliced from 11 exons. Bases 446 to 1636 code for a protein of 396 amino acids. Gene Ontology annotation, biological process: L-phenylalanine biosynthetic process. Gene Ontology annotation, cellular component: chloroplast; cytoplasm. Gene Ontology annotation, molecular function: prephenate dehydratase activity; arogenate dehydratase activity. The record is from RefSeq and is a predicted model, not a curated record.